AUGUCUACCAUCCACGUCUUGAACACUACGACACACGACAAUACAACACACGACACUACAACACAUGCACUCCCAUCCACCAUGUUGUCCAGCAUGCCCCAUUCUCCACCCCGCAAGCCCCGGGCCACGGUCGCCUGUGGCAGCUGUCGCUUCCGCAAGGUCAAGUGCAGCGGCGUCCGGAAUCCCGCCCGUGAUGAUUGUGUCGACGACGACGGUCGCGUUGGGCCGGCCUGUACGCAGUGUGCGCAUCUCGGCUUGACCUGUGCGUUUGCGCCGCCUAUUGCGAAACGCCGGGCGGGAACAAGAGGCGCGCGGGUCCAACAGCUGAAGCAGGCGGCACCGCCCACAACGCGCUAUCCAGAGCUUCGGUCGCGAUCGCCAACAGAGACGACGGUCGACACGACCUUGCGAGACUGUUGCAGGUCUCCCCCGUCGCCCAGUUCUCCAUGUUCUCCCAGUCCCCCCGGCCACCUCCCGUACUCUGCGUCCUUCUUUCUCUCACUGGUUGCCGACUACGAACAGGUCGUCUACCCUGUCAACCCCAUCAUCACGCCGGCCGAGAUCCGCGAUGCCGUCGCAGCGAUGCACGCAGCCGACGACGACGCCGCGCUCGUCUACUCGUUUGCCGCCAUUACGAUGAUCUUUAUUCAGACGGGGCGUACGCAUACCCUGGGUCCUGCUGGCUCGCCUAUACGCCCUGUCGCCGUACCCACACCCACACCCACACCCACACAGACAGGAACACUGCCUGCGUCGCCUGCCCUCAUGUCCGACCUCAUGCAGCGCGGCCUGCUGGCCCACCGCGCAUCCGAGACCGCGCUGUCCACCUGUGCCACGCUGGGCGACCUCCGCGCCACCGUCAAGCGCAUCAUGACCUGCGUCUUUCUGGAGAUGAGCAUGAUCUCGACGCGCCUGUUUGACCGCGGCUUUGUCAUGCUCCGCGAGGCCAUUGCCCUGCUGCAGACCCUCAAGCUGCCCAGCAGCACACCCGCCUACGAGAUCGCCCGCUGCCAGCGGCUCUACUGGGAAUGCUUCCUGCACGAGCGGUACCUCUACAUCGUGUCCGGCCGACGGCCGUCGGUGCUGCCACCGCUGUUGUCGGGCCGGCCGCGGGCGGACCCGACGAUCCCGGCCCACGUGGACGCCGGGUUUGGGCGUCUCAUCGACUUGUUUUGCGUCCUGGACGACACCUUUUUGCAGUACUGGACCGAGGACACCGAAGGCAACGGCGACGACGGCGACGACGGCGACAGCGGCGCCGCACCGCUCUGUCCGUGGCGGGCCACGCCGCCGCCGAUGACGGCCGCCUGGGUCGAGCGCAAACAGGCGGAGCUCGACGCGGAGGAACAAAAGGACGAGGCAAGGAGCACGGCCGCCACGCUGUCCGAGCUGCAGCACGUCGACAUCUUCAUCACGCGGCUGUGGCUGCGCACGCUCGUGUGGCAGCUCGCCCUGGCCCGCGGCCUGCUGCGGUCGGCGCCGCCCACCACCGCCCACGAGGGCCUAUCGCUACACUUCCCGGCCGACCGCCUGUCGGCGCAGCUGCGCGGGCUCGUCGGCCGCCUCGAGAGCGCCGCCAGCAUCGCCACCCACGGCAGCGGCAUCCUGACCAAGCUGUUUGAGAUUACGACCACCAUUGCGGACGUCCUGCUGCUGGGCGAUGCGGGCCGCCCAGGGCGCGACCGGCUGGACGACCUGGUGUUUUUGGUGCGCUUCCUGUUCCGCUUCGACAAGCUGCGGCCCGACGAGCGCGCGUAA
Molecule: messenger RNA, 1758 nt
Organism: Sporothrix schenckii 1099-18
Lineage: Eukaryota; Fungi; Ascomycota; Sordariomycetes; Ophiostomatales; Ophiostomataceae
Exons: 1
Coding region: 1-1758 (585 amino acids)
Biological process (GO): regulation of DNA-templated transcription
Molecular function (GO): DNA-binding transcription factor activity, RNA polymerase II-specific; zinc ion binding
Source: RefSeq, a predicted model, not a curated record